Perca fluviatilis (European perch) is the source of this 1929-nucleotide messenger RNA. Its product is annotated as 5-hydroxytryptamine receptor 3A-like. Gene Ontology annotation, molecular function: neurotransmitter receptor activity; transmembrane signaling receptor activity; extracellular ligand-gated monoatomic ion channel activity. Gene Ontology annotation, cellular component: membrane; synapse; neuron projection. Bases 140 to 1555 code for a protein of 471 amino acids. The transcript is spliced from 9 exons. The record is from RefSeq and is a predicted model, not a curated record. Lineage: Eukaryota; Metazoa; Chordata; Actinopteri; Perciformes; Percidae. Gene Ontology annotation, biological process: nervous system process; regulation of membrane potential; signal transduction.
GAAGUGACAUCAUGCAGGAACUCACAGUGCACCUAUAAUGUUGCUUCAGCAGAACAACUCAAUCUCAUCGAGCAGACUGCUAACAUUUUUGUUUUGUAAUCUGAGGUACAUGUCAUGAAAAAGGAUUAAAAGACUGAAAAUGACAGAUGUAAAGGCCGCUGAGCUCAUCUUCAUUUGUUUCAUGCUGCUUCAAGGUUUUGUGGCAUCAUUGAACUGCACCAGCCCAACUCCUGAAUCCUUGGUUGAUGCCCUUGAGAAUAAUGUAUUCCCUAAAAAACUAGUGCGACCUGUAAAAAGCUUUUCAAGUCCAGUUAACAUGACCAUUGGUAUCACUGUGGUGGGAAUUAUAGGAGUGGAUGAAAAAUCCCAAAUCCUAACAACAUUCUUAUGGCAAAUUCUGGAGUGGAACAUAGAGGGACUGAGCUGGGAUGAGGAGGAAUGUGGAACUACAAGAGUCUCUGUUCCUCGAGAACAACUUUGGGUCCCAGACAUCAACAUCGCAGAGUACAUGGAUGAAGACAAAGCUCCCAAAACUCCCUAUGUCUACUUAUACAACACAGGUCAUGUAUUUGAUGUUAAGUCACUCAGAGUGGUCAGCUCCUGCCGAUUAGUAAUCUACACUUUUCCCUUUGAUAUCCAAAACUGCUCUCUGACAUUUGGACCAUAUCUACACUUUGCUACGGACAUAAGGAUGAUUCAAGGCCUCACGUCUGAAGAGAUCCUAAAGGAGUCCCAAGAUGUGUUGCAGACCAAUGGGGAGUGGGAGCUCGCAGGUAUCAGUGUAGCUCCUUCUACCUUGACGUUACAUGGGGGAAGCUACUCUGAGAUCAAAUACUAUAUCAUUCUGAGACGUAGGCCAGUGCUCUAUGUGGUGAACCUGCUGAUCCCCAGCUGCUUCCUCAUCACAGUGGACCUCUUCAGCUUCCUGCUGCCUCCCCAGACUGUGGACCGCUCCUCCUUCAAGAUGACCCUCAUCCUGGGCUACACCGUCUUCCUGCUCAUCAUGAACGACCUGCUGCCUGUCACUGAAGAGACAACACCUCUCAUCAACGUUUUCUUCUCCAUCAGCCUCGCUCUGAUGGUGGGCAGCCUGUUGGAGACGGUGUUGAUCACUAAUAUCCAGUGCAGCUCCAGCCAGUACAGUGCGGUGCCUCGCUGGCUCAGUGUCCUCGUGCUACGAUAUCUGGCUGUUGUCGUUUUUCUCCCUCGAAAGAAAAAGAGCAACCAAAUCACUGUCUUCCUCAACCCAUCUCUUAGAGUAAAGAAUUCCAGCAAAACCGACAUCUCAGCGAUUCAUCUUCAGCCCGUCUUUGGUGAUACACCUCCAGUGAAACCCCCCCCAGAGCCGGCCCUGGAUGAACUGAGGAAGCUGAGCAGAGAUCUCCUGGCCAUACGCCUCCAGGUAGACAAACACUUCCAGGGGAGUGAAACCUCGCAGGAAUGGCAAAUGAUCGGGAUAGUGAUCGACCGUCUGCUGUUUGGCUUGUACAUUGUCUUCAUCGCUGUCAGCUUCAUCACCAUCAUAUGUCUCUGGAGCAAACAUUAUGCAGCAUGAUUUAACCACAGGGUUAUACGCAUGAUUGACAUAUCAGCAGAUUAUAUGCUGUAUUCUGAGAUGUGGCACAUGUUGAUAACUCUGUUGAUAACUCUGUUAUCAACAUGUGGAAUACACAGGAUACAAUGUAAGUUUCUGGAUCUUGAGAGUUGUAUUUGUCAAAGAUUUGAAGAACAUGGAUUUUCAUAUAUACAGAUGACGUUUUAGAUUUACAUGCCUUCAUUUCUCCUUGCAUUGACUACUGUCUGCCACCAACCAAAAUUGUGGUGAAAGUUGCUAAACAAAUGUUUUAAACCCUUGUGUUGGCUUCCCGUCAAUCAUGCAAAGUUUUGUUUUUCUGGGUCAAAAUUUGAAAUAAAAACUUUUUUCCCCAA